This is a messenger RNA of Talpa occidentalis (Iberian mole), 1732 nucleotides long. It is a transcript of the gene YWHAH, whose product is annotated as tyrosine 3-monooxygenase/tryptophan 5-monooxygenase activation protein eta. Lineage: Eukaryota; Metazoa; Chordata; Mammalia; Eulipotyphla; Talpidae. Bases 186 to 926 code for a protein of 246 amino acids. The transcript has 2 exons. The record is from RefSeq and is a predicted model, not a curated record. Gene Ontology annotation, biological process: signal transduction. Gene Ontology annotation, cellular component: cytoplasm.
GCGCGAGCCACUGCGCGCAGGGCGAGCCAGCGAGAGGGCGCGAGCCGCGGCGCUGCCUGCAGCCUGGAGCCUCGGGCCGGCGGCGAGCUGGUGCGCGUGCGCGGCGGCGGCGUCUCGGAGCCCACAGACGCGCGGGCGAGCGGCGAGCGGUGCGGGGCGCGAGGCUAGGCUGAGCCACCGGCGACAUGGGGGACCGCGAGCAGCUGCUGCAGCGGGCGCGGCUGGCCGAGCAGGCGGAGCGCUACGACGACAUGGCCUCCGCCAUGAAGGCGGUGACGGAACUUAAUGAACCUCUUUCCAAUGAAGAUCGAAAUCUCCUCUCUGUGGCCUACAAGAAUGUGGUUGGUGCUAGGCGAUCCUCUUGGAGAGUCAUCAGCAGCAUUGAGCAGAAAACCAUGGCUGAUGGAAAUGAAAAGAAAUUGGAGAAAGUUAAAGCUUACCGGGAGAAGAUUGAGAAGGAGCUGGAAACAGUUUGCAAUGAUGUCCUGGCGCUGCUUGACAAGUUCCUCAUCAAGAACUGCAAUGAUUUCCAGUAUGAGAGCAAGGUAUUUUACCUGAAAAUGAAAGGCGAUUACUAUCGCUACUUGGCAGAAGUAGCCUCCGGGGAGAAGAAAAACAGUGUGGUCGAAGCUUCUGAGGCUGCCUACAAGGAAGCCUUUGAAAUCAGCAAAGAGCACAUGCAGCCAACGCACCCCAUCCGGCUGGGCCUGGCCCUCAACUUCUCUGUCUUCUACUAUGAGAUCCAGAAUGCACCUGAGCAGGCCUGCCUCUUAGCCAAACAAGCCUUCGAUGAUGCCAUAGCUGAGCUGGACACACUAAAUGAGGAUUCCUAUAAGGACUCCACGCUCAUCAUGCAGUUGCUGCGAGACAACCUCACCCUCUGGACGAGCGACCAGCAAGAUGAAGAAGCAGGAGAAGGCAACUGAAGAGCCUUCGGGUCCCUGGCUCUUCUUUCACCCACUACCCCCAUCAUCACCGAUUCUUCCUUGCCACAAUCACUAAAUAUCUAGUGCUAAACCUAUCUGUAUUGGCAGCACAGCUACUCAGAUCUGCUCUCCUACCCCUUGGGAAGCAGUUUCAGAUAAGUCUUCAUGGGCAUUGCUGGAAUGAUGGUUGCUUUGAGCCCACAGGAGCUCCCUUUUUGAAUUGUGCAGACAAGUGCGUUCAGAAUGAGGCAUUUUGCUAUGCCUACUGAUCUGUGUGAAAUCCAGGUGAGGGCCUUGGGGAAGUUUAGAAGGAGAAAUAGCCAACACAGGCUACAAUUGAUAUUUAAAUGAUCCAUUUAAAACAAGCUGAUAGUGUUUUGUUAAGCAGUACAUCUUGUGCAUGCAAAAAUGAAUUCACCCCUCCCACCUCUUUCUUCAGCUAAUGGAAAAUCGUUAAGGGAAGCUGAUCCAGAAGAAACCUCUUUCUCCUGUCCAUCAGCUUUAUAAUAAACUUUCACAGUGAGGUUUCAGCCUUGUUUUGCCUCUUUAAAUUAUGAUGUGCACAAACCUUUUCAAUGCAACGCACCUGAAGUUUUGAUACCUGUAACCUUUUUUUUUUUUUUUUUUUUUUUUGCGGUUGUUUUAAGAAUCACGGAUUUAUUUUUUGUAACUUCGGCUAUUGUCCUUGUGUAUCCUGACAGCGCCAUGUGUUUCUGCUCAUGUCAGUAAAGAUGGAUAAUUAUGAAAUGCUGGACUUCUAAAUGUUUUGGAAUUCAAUGGGUAAAUAAAUGCUGCUUUGGGGAUAU